Messenger RNA from Mytilus trossulus (common blue mussel), 1108 nucleotides. RefSeq names its product sentrin-specific protease 8-like. NCBI's taxonomy places the organism in Eukaryota, Metazoa, Mollusca, Bivalvia, Mytilida, Mytilidae. The transcript is spliced from 6 exons. Gene Ontology annotation, molecular function: cysteine-type peptidase activity; deNEDDylase activity. The coding region runs from base 35 to 706 and encodes 223 amino acids. The record is from RefSeq and is a predicted model, not a curated record. Gene Ontology annotation, biological process: proteolysis; protein deneddylation.
CAGAGAAACGGAAGUGACGUAUUAAUAUGGAGUUAUGAUCAUGGCAGAUGGAGAAAACGAUGUUGUUCUAAGUUUUAACGACAGUUUAGUGCGGAAAUCUGAUAUUGAUUUACUUGACGGUCCUCAUUGGCUAAAUGAUAUUUUAAUAGGCUUUUGUUUCGAAUAUUUUGAACGAGAGAAAUUCAAUCAUUCAGCAGAUAGACUAGCAUUGAUAGUUCCUGAUGUGGCACAAUUUAUUAAGCUAGCUCCAGCUGCAGAUCUUACUUCUAGCCUUGAAUCACUUAACCUGCCAACAAAACAGUUUGUAUUUCUACCUGUCAAUGACAACGAAAAUGCAGAGACAGCAGGCGGCUCUCAUUGGAGUUUAUUAGUGUACAUAAGAAGUAAACAAGAGUUUAGACAUUACGAUUCCUGUACCAGACAUAAUGAAGAUAUUGCCAAAAAAUUAGCAUAUAAAAUACAGCCUCAUGUGCAUGCCCCUAUGGGAAGAAUGAAGUUUAUAGAAAUGGACGGACCUCAACAAGAAAAUGGUUAUGACUGUGGAGUUUAUUUGAUAGCUACAGCAGAACAUUUAUGUAAGGAGUUGUGCGAAGGUUACAACAUUCAUCUGAACGAUUUAGUGACUCAGGAAUAUGUAAGAAUUAAACGCAACCAAAUUAAAGAACUUAUACAUCAAGUUGUCGAAGAAUUUGGAAUUCGCAGUUGACAGUCCAAUAUUUUAGAUGAAAUCUAGAAAUCAAAAGUGGAAAUCUGUACCUAAUAGAGAUAUGUAUUUUGUUGGGCGAAAAUGAGCUGUUUUCUUCGCUGAGAAGUAUUGAGGAAGUAGGACUAACAGCAUUAAACCGGAAGAUUUUUUGUUGUUCUAAUCUUUGUUACUUUGUUUUAUAUUAGACAAAUUUUUGAAUAUGUAAUUUUUUCUGAAACAAUUUUUUUUUCUUAGCAAUUUUAAAGCAGGUCAGUUAGUACAAUUAAUACGAAUAACCUCUGAAUUUAAUAACCUCUAAUAACCUUUGUUUCAGUAUUGAUAUUGCGUAAUUGAUUGUAUUAAUAAGUUAUUGCAAGUGUAACAGUUCGCUGAAUGUGGUUUGAAUAUAUACAAAAUGAAAAA